UUUCUCGCCUGCGGCUAAAAUUUGUACGGUGAGGCGCUGCUGGAGGCAAAGUGGAUACAGUAUUCAGGUUUUCGUUUUAUAAAUAAGUGUGUCGGUACUUACGCAAACCGGCGGAAAUGUAGAUAGAGGCUUAUCUUAUAUUCUAGUUUUUCCUUUUCCCGGUUCUGUGAGUGGUGUUCCUCGAGCGCCUUACAUGCGGACUGUCAUUCAGAAAUACUACAACAGCUUCACGUGUUUGACUUUAGCCUGUCUAUUUUAGCUAUUUUUUCCUACAUUUACUCUCAUAUUUUUCGCUCGCGCCGCUGAAGCCUACUUUGUACACUUUAGCAAAGUCGACUUCAUUCACUACAAGUUGGCGUUUCGGCAGACAGACGUAUGUAAAUGCUUGUUGGUUUGAAUCACGGAUUAAGUUAUCGCAAUCUUAAAACCAUUGGAGAGGAGGCGAAGGGCUGUUUUCUGGAGAAAGGCAUGGUAUACGUGCAGGUCAUCAGAGGGUAACAGACUGUGGAGAUCUCGUCACUCUUUUACAAGGCUGAGAAUUCUUCUUUCUGAAAAUAAACCUAAAUGGAGCUUCUCUGGGUCUUACUGUUGCUGAAGGUGGUCCUGAUGUCUGCUGCUGCCAGGGGUCCACCCAGGGUAUUAGAGCGGGUGGCCCACCGGCAAAGCAUCCAUCUGGGUCGCACCAUGAAGCUGCCCUGCCCCGUGGAGAGUGACCCCCCACCGCUCAUCAUGUGGACCAAAGAUGGUCGCAACAUCCACAGUGGCUGGACGCGGUUCAGGGUUUUACAGCAAGCUCUGCGUAUCAAAGAGGUGGAGACUGAAGAUGCAGGGACAUACAUCUGUAAGGCUACCAAUGGGUUUGGCAGCGUGAACAUCAACUACACACUCAUCGUUAUAGAUGACUCCAGUUCAAGAGGUGGAGCAGGGACGGCUAAUGGUGACUCUGACCACGCCCCAGAGCUGGCCGGGAAACUGGUACGUCCACGUUUCACCCAGCCGUCAAAGAUGAGGAAGCGCGUCAUCGCUCGUCCAGUGGGCAGCUCAGUGCGUCUGAAGUGUACAGCGAGCGGUAAUCCUCGCCCCGACAUUGUCUGGCUCAAGGACAGUCGGCCGCUGGUGGAUGAGGACGCUGAAGGAGGAGGAGAAGGGGAAGGAAAGAAGAAGAAGUGGACUCUGAGUCUAAAGAACCUGAUGCCAAAGCACAGCGGGAAGUACACCUGCCACGUGUCCAACAGAGCAGGAGAGAUCAACGCCACCUACAAAGUGGAAGUCAUACAGCGUACCAACUCCAAACCAAUUCUGACUGGCACUCACCCUGUCAACACCACCGUGGACUACGGAGGAACCACAUCUUUCCAGUGUAAAGUCCGCAGCGAUGUCAAGCCGGUUAUUCAGUGGCUUAAAAGAGUCGAACUUGGUGAUGAGAACAAAUUUAACUCCACCAUAGAGGUUGGAGACCACCGCUUUGUGGUCCUGCCUACAGGGGAGGUUUGGUCGCGUCCUGACGGAUCCUACCUUAACAAGCUGCUAAUAACCAGAGCCAAGGAGGAGGAUGCCGGCAUGUACAUCUGCCUUGGAGCCAAUACUAUGGGCUACAGCUUCAGGAGUGCCUACUUGACUGUGCUACCAGAUCUGAAGCCCCAAAACAACGUUGUCCUCACAGCAACAUCCCCGAGCCUCCCUUGGCCCGUCAUUAUUGGAAUACCAGCAGGAGUUGCCUUCAUCUUAGGCACUGCCCUCCUCUGGUUCUGCCAAUCAAAACGAAGCUGCUCCUCUUCACCUUCCUCUGCUCUUCCACCUGCCCAGCGUCCACCGGCAGCCAGUCGUGACCGUGCAGGCCCAGCGCUGCAUUCUCAAACGGCCAACGGAGAUAAAGAUUGUCUUUCAUAUGAAGACUACGUUGCCCAGCAGCAGUUGCUCUUAGCUCAGGGAGGUGGAUUGGUUCCCAAGGUCUACCCGAAGAUCUACACGGAUAUACACACACACACACAUUCUCACGUAGACGGGAAAGUGCACCAGCACCAGCACAUUCACUACCAGUGUUAGCAUGCUUUGGUGUUUCACAUUCAAUUGUUACAUGAGCAUGUCCCUGUGCAUGCAGACUUAUUCACAACAGUCCAUACUAGCUGCUGACAUACACUGCAAUGAACAAGGAAAGCCACACACAAGACACUUUGCCGAUUCAUAUUCAGAAACAUGGAGUUACGCAACUGCUGCAUUCUGCUGCAGCCACGUUAUUGUGUAAACACACUUAUUCAAGACACAAACAAUGAAGAAUGUAAAGAAAGAUCUGUAUCUGUAUUUUUAGCCAACCCAGUGAAAUCUAUGAGAGAAAAAUCCCAAAACAUGUUUUAUUCAAAGCUCUUGUUAUAUACAAAUCUUUUCUGUAGAUUUUUCAAUCUCUUAUUUUUUUGCUCAUAGGCUUCAGUGAAGUAACAAUACACUGCAGUUUCAAGGUAACUUUAUCUGUUCUUUAACUUUGAACACAAUCACAACCUCCUCAAUAACGGUCAAAACAGCUCAUCCAAAACUAUAGCUACUCGUGUAUGUAGUGAAAGACAGUUAGAUAAUAUUUAGCACGCUACUUCAUCCUGGGUAAUCUAUAAAGAACAAUUUUGCAUGUAUGUAAUGUAAUAGCUUUAUUUCAGAGUAUAUUUCAGGCAUCAGCCCAACUGAGCCAUUAGAAACAUAAACUAAGGCAAACUCCCACUAUAUCAAUACCCUCUGCAAGGAUGAGGGCUGCUAGGUUUUGCUUCUGCUGGGCCGCCAAACGUUAUGAGAAAGGUCCAGCUGCUGUCAGGGUACUGUGUGAAAAAGAGUGGAUGACAACUGGGUUGCAUGGAUUUCGCGUUGUACAAUGUUUAUAGCAGGCAGUUGUAGAAUCAAUCAUUAGAUCUCCACUCCACUGACCAUUUCCGCCCCUUAAAGGUGACAUGGUGCUCUUUGGAUGCUUUUAUAUGGACCUUAGUGGUCCCCUAAUACCAUAUCUAAAGACUAUUUCCCAAAAUUCAGCCUUGGUGCAGAAUUACAGCCACUAGAGCCAGUCCCACAAUGAGCUUUCCUUAGGAUGUGCCAUUUCUGAUUGAGCUAUUGAGGAGGAGAUGGCGGGGGCUUGACCAACGGCCCCUUUGCUCGUUUGAAAGCCAUGAUGUCGCUCUCUCAUGGGUGCAAAUUCUCUGGGCAGGCAAAGCAGAGAAAGGGGAGGUAACCUGGAAUUCCAGCUCGGCUCAUCUGAGCUUUCAUUUUCUCAAAGGUGGAGCAGGAUACCCAGGGCUCGGUUUACACCUAUCACCCUUUCUAGCCACUGGAAGACCAUAGGCAGGCUGGGGGAACACAUAUUAAUAAUAAAAAACCUCAUAAAGUGAAAUUUUCAUGCCAUGGGACCUUUAAGUUCCUGGAGCAAAUUGACAUUUCUUGUUUUGCGUUGUAGCCUUUUCAGCUUUGUUUGGUGCUUGCUGAGAAGAGAGGGAUGAAGGAUUUCAGUUCUUCUGAUGUCAACACCUCUUAAACCAACAGCGCAAAGGGAUCAUCAACAAUGCCUCAGUGUAAAAUAGUGCCUUAUGAGAAUUUUGUACAGAUUUGGUGGAUGACUGUUGGAUCAUUGGAUAUGUCACAGACUCUUGUUAAUCUGUUAUGAGAUUCAAAGGGGCUUAAAAGAGAGGAACUUCAGCGCUUCAACUUAAAGUCCACAACUCUUCGUCUCAAAGCACCUCACACUAUGACCUCAAGUGUAAUGGAACAGGCUUUGCAUGUGCUCUGUUCUCCACACAUGGUUUGCCACAAAGCAAAGGGACUCAUCUAUUGUCUCUUGUUUUUAUCUGAAGAGGAAAUGUUUUGGACAUAGGGCUGCCUUCAAACCUGCAGUUUAGAUGCUAAAAAGGUUAAAUAAUGGUAUGCAGAUUAAACUAAAACAGAUACCAAUAUCACAAAAAUGUAGAGCUAUAUAUAUGCUCCAGAACCUUGCGCUGAUUACUACAGCAGUACAUAAACUGGUCUCUGUGCUGUACAAUGGCAAUUCAUUAUAAUAAUUCCUUGAUACAUUUAAAGAUAUGACUGGGAAAUUGGGUUUUGUCUUUCGAUUCACUCGUCUGCAGAUUAUUGAAAACAACUGAUUGACAUCCUUAAGACUUGUUUUCAAUAAUGACAUCUACAAAUCUGUUUUAAAUGCAUUUACAGGUGGGUUAUAAGUAUUUCAUGCUAUUUGAUUACAAUUCAGUCUCAUGUUAAGGCCCUUUAAAAGCCCCUACCCAACAAUGUUACACCUCCACACAUGUUUUCAUUCCUUUUGGCUUUUUUCUUGUGUGUGUUCUCUUGUUUCUUGGUUUGUUGUAUUGUAUUUGAAUGACUGUUAGUUGUUCUUUUUCUCUCAUUGUAUCACUGUAUUUAUGCUUUCACUGCUCCUGGUAGGUGACCCAAACUUCAUUAGAAACCAGCUUCAAAACAACAGCAGACUUUCUUUGGCUCGCUCAGGUCUCCAUCUUGUUGUUCUUGUGUGUGCUCAUAAAUCUGACCACUAUAUUAAAACUGUGUAAAAUGAUAUGCUAAGAUAAGAUUUAAAUUUCAGCUGCUUUACAAUACAGCACUCUCUGAACGACACACUUAACGUUUUCAGUUGAAACAGAGCGGUGACUUUGACUUUUCCAAAGAUGUUUAAAAAUAAAAGAAAUAUAUAUUUGAAAUAUAAAAAAAAAUGUAAACAAAAAUAAAGCUUGUCAUGUAGUUUAUUGCACAAGUGAGUAUCUCUUUGCAGACCUUUUUCAGGACAAAAACAGUGAGACGGGAAGUGAUGUAUUAUAAUUAACUUUAGUUACACAUGUGGACGUUCUUAAUCAUGCAUUUUUGCACACAAAUCUUUAAACUCAAGUAGUAAAAUGAACAAAUAUACACAUUGAAAUUUCUUAUAUGCCCAUUUUUUAUAAAACUCACUGGUAUGUUAUCAUUGUCCUGAAACGCUUUGAAAUUAAGUCCUGUUCAGGCGUUUAGUUUCUUUCUUUGCUUUCAUUUUGUUUCAAACCUGUGAAGUCCUUUGUAUUAUUUCACUACUGAAUGACAAGACUUUUAAGAAGUUGUAGGCUAUAAAACAUUCAGGCUUCAGAUAUACAGUAUGAUUCUUGUUCAUCGUUCCAGCAUAGUUCCCUCUCUCCUUACCUGUAUAACAACUAAACAACAUACAGUAUAACAUUAAAAUUAUUAAAUGUUAAAGUACAUCAGAACAGCAAGAAUAAGGAUGUAUCAAAAUGAUUUUCCUUACUAAAGCCUUUAACUGAAGAUAGGUCUUCUUCCUGUGUAAUAUUCUUUGUCCUUCCAUCUUCUGUAUUUAAAAACAUCUGUUGAAAAAGUCACCCUGAGCAGCUUGAGUUUAUUCUUUAAUUGUAAAGUUUUUCUUUCAAUGUUGGAGGGGUGGAAAUGUUUCCAAACCGUGACAUUUUCCACAAUUAAUGCUCUGUUUUUCUGUGAAAAACUGUUGUCAGAUCAGUUAACUUUUUCACUCAUUUCAUUCAUUCAUUUCACACAUUUCAAACCUCAAGUUGUAUUGUAUUAAAGCUAAUGGACUGCCAGUAGACAGACUGUGUAUGUGCACUUACCACAAGCAUGUACAUGGAAUGACAUUAGUGUUGAAACUAUAGUAAGUGGUAGAUAAUUUAGAGAGAAUACUUUGGACCACAAAGUAGGUCUAGCAACACAUUGGCCCACUAAACAUUGUAAAUUGUCUCAAGAUUCAAAAAGAAAGUGUCUUUCUAAUUUAUUUUCUUUUAAACGUGUUUUUCAUAUAAUUGGGCAUUAUACUGCAUGAGUGGAUUUUGUGUUAUGGUAGUAAUGUAAGCUAUGAAGCAAAUACCAUGUUCAUGUCAUUGUAAUAUACUGUAUUUAUACAUGCUGACGGAAUAUACAAAAUUUUAUCGAUUAUCUUGGUAUAGACAAUCUUGUACAGUCAUUGUCAUUUAGGUUAAAAGUUAGUUUUCUCCAAUUGUAAUCAUUGUAUUGGUGCCAUUAAAAGAAAAGGUAAAUAUAUG
Messenger RNA from Etheostoma spectabile (orangethroat darter), 6014 nucleotides. RefSeq names its product fibroblast growth factor receptor-like 1. Bases 565 to 2046 code for a protein of 493 amino acids. The transcript is spliced from 8 exons. Gene Ontology annotation, cellular component: plasma membrane. Gene Ontology annotation, molecular function: fibroblast growth factor binding; fibroblast growth factor receptor activity. The record is from RefSeq and is a predicted model, not a curated record. NCBI's taxonomy places the organism in Eukaryota, Metazoa, Chordata, Actinopteri, Perciformes, Percidae.